This is a messenger RNA of Salvelinus fontinalis (brook trout), 6101 nucleotides long. Its product is annotated as glutamate receptor ionotropic, kainate 5-like. Lineage: Eukaryota; Metazoa; Chordata; Actinopteri; Salmoniformes; Salmonidae. Gene Ontology annotation, biological process: synaptic transmission, glutamatergic; modulation of chemical synaptic transmission; monoatomic ion transport. The coding region runs from base 402 to 3617 and encodes 1071 amino acids. The record is from RefSeq and is a predicted model, not a curated record. Gene Ontology annotation, cellular component: postsynaptic membrane; plasma membrane; kainate selective glutamate receptor complex. The transcript is spliced from 19 exons. Gene Ontology annotation, molecular function: kainate selective glutamate receptor activity; transmitter-gated monoatomic ion channel activity involved in regulation of postsynaptic membrane potential.
AAAAAGAAAAGCGUAAAGGGAAAUGAAGGCAAGGAGGGAGGGAAGAGAGAUGGAGAAGCAAAACAUCCUCACCUCCCUGGGGUCAGAUAGAAGCAGUCAAGCUGCUGUGUUGUGCCUACAGGGUCAAAGGUGACUCAUCUCCAACUCACAAAGAUACCAGACACACAUAUCACGCACACAUCUCAGAGGUCAAACUGAGGGUCAUGACCAGCUGACAGUGAGCAGAAACAAGACGCUAUACACCACACACACUUUGUGCAAUGCUGGGCUGUCUGGCACUCUGGGGAAGAGCAGAAGCAGGCAUGACAGUAUGUGUGUGUGUGCGUUUGUAAUGUAUCCUCCCGUCCUGUAGGUGGCGAGCAGGCAGCCAGCAGACCGUUCUCUAUGAGGAGCAGUAGAAGAUGCCGGCUCUGCCAGCGCUGCUGCUGUCGAUACACUUCUCCUCCUUCCUGCUAGUUACCAUGGCACCACGCUCCGGAAGCCAGGCCGCCCUGCUCUCCUCCGUCCGGAUGGCUGCGAUCCUGGAUGACCAGUCAGUGUGUGGGCGUGGGGAGCGGCUGGCUCUGGCCCUGGCCAGGGAGAACAUAAACAGUGUGAUGGAGGGAGGGGCCAGAGCCCGUGUGGAGGUGGAUAUAUUCGAACUGCAGAGGGACUCCCAGUACGAGACCACUGACACCAUGUGCCAGAUUCUACCUAAAGGAGUGGUGUCUGUGAUAGGCCCUGCCAACAGCCCUGCUUCUGGUUCUACUGUCAGUCAUAUAUGUGGAGAGAAGGAGAUCCCACAUGUAAAGAUAGGUCCAGAGGAGACUCCCAGGUUGCCCUACCUGCGUUUUGCCUCGGUCAGUCUAUACCCUAGCAAUGAGGACCUGAGCCUGGCCGUGGCAGCCAUCCUGCGAUCAUUCAGCUACCCCUCAGCCAGCCUGGUCUGCGCCAAGGCCGAGUGCCUUCUGCGAUUGGAGGAGCUAGUGCGGCGCUUCCUGAUCUCCAGGGAGACCCUGUCAAUCAGGAUGCUGGAUGACAGCCUGGAUCCCACCCCUCUGCUGAAGGAGAUACGAGAUGACAAGGUGGCCACCAUCAUCAUCGACGCCAACGCCUCCAUCUCCUACCUCAUCCUUAAAAAGGCGUCAGAGUUGGGGAUGACAUCAGCGUUUUACAAGUACAUCCUCACCACCAUGGACUUCCCCCUGCUGAGGCUGGAUGACAUAGUCGAUGACCAGUCCAACAUCAUAGGGUUCUCCAUGUUCAACACCACCCAUCCGUUCUACCUGGAGUUCAUCAGGAGUCUCAACCUGUCCUGGAGGGAGGGCUGUAAUCUCAUCUACCCCGGGCCUGCGUUGUCGUCAGCGUUGAUGUUUGACGCGGUGCACGUUGUGGUGGGGGCGGUGAGGGAGCUCAACAGGAGUCAGGAGAUUGGAGUCAAACCUCUCAGCUGCACCUCUCCUCAGAUCUGGCAACACGGCACCAGCCUCAUGAACUACCUACGCAUGGUGGAGUAUGAUGGUCUGACAGGCCAUGUGGAGUUCAACAGUAAAGGACAGAGGACCAACUACACCCUGAGGAUUCUGGAGAAACACCGCAGGGGUCACAGAGAGAUUGGUAUCUGGUACUCCAACAACACACUGGCUAUGAACGCCACCAGUCUGGACAUCAACGUCUCGGAAACACUGGCCAACAAGACCCUCGUCGUCACCACCAUACUGGAGAGCCCCUAUGUGAUGCGUAAGGGGAACUACCAGGAGUACCAGGGGAAUGACCAGUACGAAGGCUUCUGUGUGGACAUGUUGAGAGAGCUGGCAGACAUCUUGAAGUGCUCCUUCAGGAUUAAACUGGUGGAUGAUGGGCUGUAUGGAGCGCCUGAACCCAAUGGGUCCUGGACCGGCAUGGUGGGAGAGCUCAUCAACAGGAAAGCAGACUUGGCAGUAGCAGGCUUCACCAUCACGUCUGAGAGGGAGAAAGUCAUAGACUUCUCCAAGCCCUUCAUGACGCUAGGAAUCAGCAUCUUGUACAGAGUCCACCUGGGGAGGAAACCGGGGUAUUUCUCCUUCCUGGACCCAUUCUCUCCGGCCGUUUGGCUCUUCAUGCUGCUCGCCUACCUGGCUGUCAGCUGUGUGCUCUUCCUGGCUGCAAGGUUGAGUCCCUAUGAGUGGUACAACCCCCACCCGUGUUUGCAGGGGCACAAGGACAUGCUGGAGAACCAGUACACCCUAGGGAACAGUCUGUGGUUCCCUGUUGGAGGCUUCAUGCAGCAGGGCUCUGAGAUCAUGCCCCGUGCCCUGUCCACACGCUGCGUCUCAGGGGUCUGGUGGAUGUUUACGCUGAUCAUCAUCUCCUCCUACACGGCUAACCUGGCAGCCUUCCUGACCGUCCAGAGGAUGGAGGUGCCCAUCGAGUCUCCUGACGACCUGGCCGACCAGACCAACAUCGAGUAUGGCACUAUCCACGGGGGGAGCACCAUGACUUUCUUCAUGAACUCGCGCUACCAGACAUACCAGCGCAUGUGGAACUACAUGCACUCCAAGCAGCCCAGUGUGUUUGUGAAGAGCACGGAGGAGGGCAUUGCCCGCGUGGUCAACUCUAAAUAUGCCUUCCUCCUGGAGAGCACCAUGAAUGAGUACUACCGCAAACUCAACUGUAACCUCACCCAGAUAGGUGGUCUGCUGGACACCAAGGGCUACGGCAUCGGCAUGCCACUGGGCUCUCCGUUCAGAGAGGAGAUCACUAUGGCCAUCCUGCACCUGCAGGAGAACAACAGGCUGGAGAUCCUGAAGAGGAGGUGGUGGGAGGGAGGACAGUGCCCUAAAGAGGAGGACCACAGAGCCAAGGGUCUGGGCAUGGAGAACAUUGGGGGUAUCUUCGUGGUGUUGAUCUGUGGCCUCAUCAUUGCUGUGUUCGUGGCCAUCAUGGAGUUUGUGUGGUCAACGCGCUGCUCUUCAGAGACAGACGAGGUACGCCCUCAAUCCUGCCCUCGCCGACACCACAGACCCACCCCAGUGUCUGUCUGUCAGGAGAUGCUCACCGAGUUCCGAAACGCCGUCUCCUGUAAGAAGAGUUCCCGUUCCCGUCGUCGCCGCCCCCUGGGCAACUCCGCGGCCCUCCGCCACCCCACCCGCAUCGCCCUGGGGGCCCAGCGGCCACUCCGCCUCGUACGGGAGAUGCGCCUCAGCAACGGCAAGCUCUACAGUGGCUCGGGACCCCUGACUGGGGGAGCAGGGGGGCCAGGAGGGGGUGUAGGGGCUGGGGGAGGUCCAUCAGACAUGGGCCCCGGGCCUCAGCGACUCCUGGAGGACCCUCUGGGGGCCAACACCACCCCUCCUCACCCGCCCCAGCCGCAGGCCGCCGUGGUGCUCCCUCGCAGCUGCACGCACGUCAGGAUCUGCCAGGAGUGCAGGAGGAUCCAGAGCCUGAGGUCAGGGAUGGGCUCCACGAGGAUCCCCCCCUCAUCUGCACCCUUGCCCCGCCUGCCCCCUCCUCCUCCCCCCUCCUCCUCCAACACAGACAGCGAGGGGGGAGGUGGGUCCAGCCCCCGGCGGCUCCCCCACAGCACCCCUGCACCCUGCCUACCCAUACCACCCCCACAGAGCAGCACCGACACAGACCUUCUGGGGAAGCAGGACUAAGACUGACGAACUAGGAGGGGCUGGAGGGUAUAUGUGGGGGCAAGUUAACAGUGACUUAACUGAUGUUUUUAGCUGCUCAGUGACACAAUAUUCUGUGACCCUCUGUACAUUGGCCUCCAGGAGGGAACUACAGGGAGAGAAGGAGGGAGAAAGAGAGAGAGAGAAUUAGAGGGAUCAAAGACGUUGUGAAAUGUGUGAUGAAGCAAUGGAAAUUAUAUAUUUGCACAGAUACCAAAAGACACACCCAUACAGAAGGAGAAAGAAGGAGAGACUUCCUAUGCUCUCCAGCGCGCUGCCCAGCUGGUUCUGAUGUUAGCCCAGUCUGUUCACAGAACCAUGCUCCACUAUGUUCUGGCUUUGUGAUUUACUUGAAGAUGGCUGCUCGGUUCUUAUCUUGACUUACCAGUGGAUCAAUCAGGACUGAGCUACACUUUAAAGCAGUCAGGUAACGCACAUAAUUUGAUGCCAGACAUACUGGUUUCUCUGUUGGUCUCUCUCUGUUCUCCCCGCUCUCUCUCUCCAUCUCUCUCUCUCUUUCCCUUUCCAUGGUACCACAGACUCUCAUCUAGAGCGGCCAGCUCUUCCUCUCUGGACGGUGACCACUGGAGGAGGAGGCCACAUCGAUCCUGGAGGACCUUUAAUCUAUGUAACAUACAACAACAGAAGACUUUAAAACUGAGUCAGAGAAUUAUAUGAUUUUCUCGAUUUUUUUGUUGUUGUCUUUGUCAUUUGGUUACCAUUGUUCUAAGUGGAAGUUACAGAAAAAUAAAGACUAUAUAUGUGACUAAUGUGGUGGAUCACGACACACUAUGAAGAAAGGACUCCCCUGAGGUUUACUGUGUGGAGGAGGUGUUUUGUCCCUCCGGGGACCCCGUAGCUGCUUUUGAAACGACAUUGAAGAAAGCAGAUUUGGCUGGAAAUGAGUUGCAACAAAGUCAGAUAUGCAUAAUAGAAUUGCUGUGUGUGUGUGUGUGUGUGUGUGUGUGUGUGUGUGUGUGUGUGUGUGUGUGUGUGUGUGUGUGUGUGUGUGUGUGUGUGUGCGCCUGCGUGCGCGUGUGUGUGUGCGCACACAGAGGUCUGUCCUUACAGUAAGUGAGAGAAACAAAUUAUCAUACCAUUUCAGUGUAAGUAUAUGAUAAUCAGAGGCUUUGCGAUAUGAAAUGACUUUUUAUCCUGGAGAAUACUUGCCAAGCCUUUUCUCCUCUUUACCUCUGUUCAUAGCACAGAGAGAGAGAAAGAGGAGAGAGAGCGAAAGAGGAGAGAGGAAGAGGAGAGAGAGAAAAAAGGAGAGAGCAAUGGAGAGAGGAAGAAGAGAGAGAUGAAGAGGAGUGAGAGAGAAAAAAUAGGAACGCAACAGUGAGGAACAGAGAGAUAAAGGAGGACUGUAUCAGAAUGACAAAUUCCAAAUUGAACUACUUCCAUAAUGAGAUCUCUCCUGAUCUGGUAAUUCUGAGCAGCAUCUUGCAGGGGGCUUGGCCGUGCUGCCGGGUGGCUGGGACUAAAGCUUCCCUGCUCUACAUCACGUUGAACUGGCUGUCUGCAGCACAGACGCCUGCCAGAGCUCCACACAGAGCUCCACACCACCCUGAGCCCUCUCAUUACAGCCUGUGGAGCUUUAGAUCUGGUAAUUAUUCCCCUUUAAUAACUAAUAGCCACACAAUGACUACGGAGGAGACUGAGGUCAUGGUUUAAUGUUAUAAAAGUAUGAUUGGGAAUAAUGUUAGGGUUCAAGCCUUUCUGAGGAUUUCUGCUGCCUCUCUCACAUAUACACCACAGAUCGUCACACACACACACACACACACACACACACACACACACACACACACACACACACACACACACACACACACACACACACACACACACACACACACACACACACACACACACACACACACACACACACACACACACACACACACACACACACACACACACACACACACACAGACAGACAGACAGACAUAACCAUGCAACCUAAGAAAUACAUAAUUAUCUCUGUGUUCUUCUAUUGAACCAACAGUGCAGCAGUGAGCCAGACACACACAGCUGCAUAGGUCACCACAUUGUCUGUGAUCUCCCUCUAGUCUCAACUCAAUGCUGUGAAACCACUGGAUGGCUUUGUUCCAAUUCACUUCAUUGGCCACCUUUCCUCAUCUCCUUUCCUGCUCAACAAUUGAUCUUACAGGGAUAGACAGGUGAAAGCACUGGUGCAUCUCUAACCGGUCCUUUCACCUAUCAGUGGUGAAGAAGGAAAGGAAAUAAGAAAAUUAAGACCUUUGAGUAUUGGGAUGCAUAACAAUGUCAGGGGGAGGGAAGGAGGGGUAGCCAAAGUGAAUCAGAGGGGUGUCUGUGAGGGGAGAGCGUUUACUCAACAACAAAAAACAUUGUUUUUGUUUACUUUUAUGUUCUCUCUGUUAUUUUUUCAUAUUUCUAUACUAGUGCUAAAUGGAUUAUUAAAAGAAUGACGUUGAAUAUUAUGAA